AUGUCUUCUUCUUCUUCUCAGGUCGAGCGCCAGCGGCUACCGCUAGAACUCAUCCUGAAUAUCAUCGAGAGUCUUCUCCCACCGAAUGAAUCCUGUGUCUCCCGCUCAACAUAUGACUUCAGCACCCGACUCCUCCGCAAGCGAUGCAUGCAUAUCGACUCGACAAGCCGCCUGAGCUUGCUUCUGCUGAGUCUCUUCUCGCCGUCGCCUAGAAAUCUUCCGCCGACCCUAUCACUCAAAUGCAUCACUUCUCUCUACCUCAGUCCAUUUGGAAAGUCGCUCGAUGAUAAACCGACGGCCAUGUGGGUGCGCGAGCUCUUUUGCGAGGUUUGCGACACCCUCAAGCGCCUUAUCGUCGAUAUGCCGUUUGGAACCUUGUCCGGAUACGAUGACCACCUCGAUGUCAGGCCGACUUUGACGGACGGGUUCCAGCGGCUAUCCAAGCUGGAGGAGCUCAUCUGUCUACGGGACUAUCCAGCUCUGACUUUCAUGCAACAGACUUUUACCGUCAACUGCUGGAGCUUGUGGCCCAACCUGAGGCGCGUCGUGCUAUUCAACGCACCCAUGUCGAGCCACUGGCUCUGGUAUGACAUAGCAAACACAGCCCAGCUUGAGCAGGUUGUUCUCGCGCGACCACUCGUUCCGCCACGGAUCAAUGUCAAGGACGACUACUACCAUAUGCUGAACAGCUAUGACCACUUGACACCCCGGAAGAUCAAGAUUGUGCUUGCCGACGUGGAAAGCGACCUACCGGAAAUAGAGACGACGAGAUGGGACGAGUACGACCCCGAGGGACUGCUAGCCAUCGAGAAAUACGACAUCCCAACGUCUUUCUAUGGGGAUGAGAAUGCGACUGACUUGUGCUGCGACUGGGUCAAGAUGGCUGCUCUGAACGGGUCGAUUUGGGACUGGAAAAGCCACCCAGUGGAUGGUCCGCCAGCAGAUGCGGUCCAGUAG
This is a messenger RNA of Colletotrichum fioriniae, 957 nucleotides long. The record is from RefSeq and is a predicted model, not a curated record. Lineage: Eukaryota; Fungi; Ascomycota; Sordariomycetes; Glomerellales; Glomerellaceae.